Blepharisma stoltei is the source of this 516-nucleotide messenger RNA. The record is from the annotation of a GenBank genome assembly. Lineage: Eukaryota; Ciliophora; Heterotrichea; Heterotrichida; Blepharismidae.
AUGGAAAACAAGCUAAUUUUCGAAGAAGCAACAGAAUGUCCAAUAUGCUUAGAAACGUUUCAUUUACCAGCUUCAACUCCAUGCGGGCAUAAUUUUUGCAUUGAAUGCAUGCAAAAGCUGUUAAAGCACCGCUUUUAUAGAAUGAAGUGUCCUAUAUGCAGAUCGCUUAUUCCAAAAUCUGGAUAUAAAUUAAACAAGUUGCUUGAUGAAUUAUUGUCAGUUAUUAACCCAACUGGAUCUUCGAAAAAUAAAAUCAAUGAUAUUAACUUUUUAGCUCAGAACCGCAGAAAAAAUAUGUUUCAUGUCAGAAAAAUAAUUAUGCUACUAGCUAUAGUGAUGGGUUUUAUAGUUGCAAGGAAGAACAUUUCAAUAGCGUUUAUAAAUAAACUAUGAUUUAUUUUAUCCAAAUUCUCGUCUAUUGUUGCAACAGUUUUAUUUGGGCAGUAUGCAGUUUUUGGUCAGAUGUUUAUAUCGAACUUUAUUAGUAUUGUGUUUAGAUCAAGCAUAGUUUGGUAA